Messenger RNA from Opisthorchis viverrini, 1845 nucleotides. RefSeq lists its product as hypothetical. The transcript is spliced from 14 exons. The annotation marks the transcript as partial. The record is from RefSeq and is a predicted model, not a curated record. NCBI's taxonomy places the organism in Eukaryota, Metazoa, Platyhelminthes, Trematoda, Opisthorchiida, Opisthorchiidae.
AUGAAAAACACGCGUCACAGAGUCUGCGUCCCAACAUCCCAGUUGCCGAACAGGCUGGAAAACAAGUAUUCAUCGUCAAAUGUGUAUUCUGAAGCCAGGAACGUGCUCACACAAUGGGCUGCAACUCGCAUUGUGGAUGCAGACGAGGAAGAAGAUGCCAGUAUUCUUAACAAUGUUAUCAAUAUCCAAAAUCAAACCUUUACAAAACACCAGUGGAAUGAGCUGAAUGGAGAAAUUUUUGAAUUCUCCGAAAAAUUCAGAAAGACUUCAGACGCAGAAAAAAGAGUGAACUCAAAAUCACAGUCGCAUAAACCUUCUCAGACUGGUCCCCAUGGUUCUAGUAGAACAGAACGGAAGGAAACGAUCAGAGAGAAUCCAACGCAGAACAUGUUGGAUAGAAUGCUUUUACGUUUUGAAGAGUCACGUGCUCGUCGUGAACUUAGGAGACAAGAGGAAGAACAACGGGCGCGUGACUUGCUCCUACAACGCGAGGCGGAGCUCGAGGCUGCAGAACUGGUGCAACUAGAACAGCAAGCAGCUGAGCGUCUGAAGGAACGGUUGCGACAGGAAGAAGAGAUGCUCCGUAUUCGUAGAAUGAUGGAUCUAGGAAACGAAACGACCUCGACAGAAAGAGGAUGUCACGAUGAGGAAGGGGUAUCGGACAACUCAAAAGUCCAGUUCACUGCUGAUGCUGACAGGGAAAUACGAGAGUCGCUUUUGCGAUCUGCUUUUCACACAUGGCUGGUAAACAUAAAGAUGGCUCACACAGAGGUCUCGGUGCGUGGGAAAACAACACAACAUCAACUGCUGAGAGCUGUAUUUUCUGCGUGGAAUUCGCAGGUUGCCGAGAUUCGCCUGGAAAGGGAAAUGGAAGAAGCAAGGCAACAAGAUUAUGAACUUACUUGGGGUGAAACGUCAGCUGUAGAGUUUCAUCAGAAUUUGCUGAAACGCCAAAUGUUCCGAAUCUGGAAAGCCAACGUCCGAGGAAGAAAGGCCCGUCGAAUCCUAGCAGAGCGUGAGGAACUACGACGUCAAAAAGAGACCGAAUUUUUGGAUCGACUACACAGCUGGGCAAGUACACCACGUUCGCAUCACGGCCACGGAGUGCACACGCACGAUUUCGACAACAUGGAUUUGACAAAACACAAAUCAGAAUCCGCCCAACGAAAUGAUGGACGAUCAGCUGACGAACGCUCAAAAUUGUCAUCCACAGUGUGCCAACAGCGCCAGAAAAUCGCCGAACAGCACAGAGAAAUCGAAAAGCUCAAGUUGGAAAAGCGUCAAGCAGAGCUGCUGUUGGAAGCAAAGGAACGAAUGUUGAGGGAGCGCUCAUUAAUUCAGGCAAGAAAAGGACCACUUCGACAGGUCCCUCACCUGAAAUCCGGGACCAUGGAAUGCCGAAAACAUCAGAGUCUAACUUACAAUUCGGCAGCAUCUUCGCCAAGACCAUAUGAGACGGAUUUCGCCAGCUCACGCUCCAUCCCAAAAGCUACCGAAAUGUCUUGUGGUCAGACUGGGAAAGGUGAAAACGACACAGCAGCGGUUACCAGAACUGUCCAGAAGAAUCCGUUCUUGAUUCGCAUGGAAGAACAGGCAGCUAAAAGAGCCGCAUUACGUGCAGAACGUGAAGAACGCCGACGACUGGCAGAAGAGAAAAAGAGGGAAGAAAAUGCCAGGCAAUUGGAAGAAGAAGCCCGGCGGUUGAGGGAGGAGAAGCAAGCACUUCUUCAAGCGCGUAGGACAAAACAAUUGGAAGAAGAGAGAAAACGAAGACAGCAGGAACAGCGGUUGAUGCGCCAACGUGAAGUCGAAGAAAUGACGGCGUGUCAUCGAAAUAGACAACUG